AUUGGACUCAUGUGCUUCCUACAAUUGAUCGAUUUUGGAUGGUAGAUCGGAACCCAUGGAGCAGUGAACUUCACUAUGUCGCAAUUCACCAUUCAUACGUCGUCCUUGUUCGAUCCCAAGCUCAAGGUAUUCCGUCCCAAUGUCUCUGUCACGGUCGAUCCUAUCAGUGGCCUCAUUGUGCGUGUCUUUGAACGCGACGCGGAGACACCAUUAUCCGAGAUUCUGCAGCCUGGCGAUAUAGAUCUCAGUGGAAAGUAUGUGUUGCCUGGACUGGUUGACGCGCACACGCACAUCUUUCUCCAUUCGUACGAUGAGGCAGGAGCACUCCAGCAAAAGCGCGAUGAAAGCAUUGGAGAACGCAUGGUCCGAGCAGUUAAUCACUGCCGCACAGCAUUGCUAGCUGGGUACACGUCCUAUAGAGACCUCGGCUCCGAAGGAAUGCAAGAUUUCGACGCCAACAUCCGCGACGCCAUCGCUCGAGGCCUCACUCCCGGCCCCCGCCUAUUUGUAGCCACCAAAGUCCUCGCCAGCACCGGAUCCUUCGAAUGUCGGACAGAAAACAGCGCAGGGGGUCACUGCCUCCCCUCCAGUGCCGAUGCAGUCGACGGUGUAGAGGCAUGUCGUCAGGCCGUUCGUCGCCGCAUAGCUGCUGGUGCAGACAUCAUCAAGUUCUUCGCCGACUACCGAAGGAGAAUCAUGCGAUAUCCCCCUGCGCAACAACACCCGUAUAUUGCGGGUGUCCUACAUCCUCCCAAGGAACCGAAUCCGGAUUACAUGGUAUUUUCGAAGGAAGAGAUGCAGACGAUCGUGGCAGAGGCGAAAUUGGCCAGAUGUCCAGUUUCAGCGCACUGUGCGACGCUUGAGGGUGCGAUGGCUGCCAUUGAGGCAGGAGUGUCCACCAUUGAGCAUGCGUAUCAAACUACAGAUGAGAUGUUUGAGCAGAUGGUGAAGAAGGGUGUGAUUCUGGUGCCGACGCUGGCUAUAGCGGAGAGAUUGCACGCAAGACGGUUUGAUCAGAUCUUGAGUGGGGUCAAGAGGGCGCAUGAGAUGGGAGUGAGGCUGGCUUGUGGUGGGGAUACCGGCACCUAUCCUCAUGGUGAGAAUGUUCGAGAGCUGGAGCUCAUGGUCCAAGCGCGUAUCCCACUAAGUGAGGUUCUGGAGGCUUGUACUGUCGGUGGGUGGGAGGCUUGUGGAGGAGAUCUGUGUGGUAGACGGUUCGGAUGGUUUGAGGAGGGAACUCAGGCGGAUAUCAUUGCUUUGUGUGGCAAUCCAGAGGAAGAUCCGGGGGCUUUGAGGGAGGUCGACUUUGUCAUGAAAGAUGGAAGAGUGUGGAAGAUUGAUGGUCUGCCUAAGGGCAUGUUCUAGUGUUAUCUGGAUAUGUUUGGGAGUAGAGAUAUUCUGAGUAAUAAUCAGCCCAGGGUACUCGAUGUAGCUGUGUUUCAAAAGAAAAGCCGAAAUAUUGAUGACCUAAUUCCCAACCCAAUAACUACUCCAAAACUCGCAUUGGAGGUACG
Messenger RNA from Aspergillus welwitschiae, 1514 nucleotides. Its product is annotated as amidohydrolase family protein. The transcript has 3 exons. Lineage: Eukaryota; Fungi; Ascomycota; Eurotiomycetes; Eurotiales; Aspergillaceae. Gene Ontology annotation, molecular function: hydrolase activity, acting on carbon-nitrogen (but not peptide) bonds. The record is from RefSeq and is a predicted model, not a curated record. The coding region runs from base 76 to 1365 and encodes 429 amino acids.